Molecule: messenger RNA, 782 nt
Organism: Cuscuta europaea
Lineage: Eukaryota; Viridiplantae; Streptophyta; Magnoliopsida; Solanales; Convolvulaceae
Source: the annotation of a GenBank genome assembly
GUCGGCUAAAACUUGUUUUGACAGGAAGUCGGCAGAAACAAUUUAUUUAUGCCAUUAAAUUGAGAGGGAGGGGAAUAAUAAACUUUCAAGCCGGCGCAGUAUUUGCAGGGGAAUUGCAGAGCAAGAAAUAACAAUUCAUUCAUCCAACCUAAAAUCAAUUUUCAAAUGGGGAAAGGAAAGGCUAGAAUAGAGAUGAAGAAGAUAGAGUGUUUGCAGGCAAGGAACAUAUGCUUCAGCAAGCGCCGUACAGGGCUGUUCAAGAAAUCCGAGGAGCUCUGCCGUCUAUUUCCUGGAACUCGGGUCUCCGCUGUCGUCUAUUCGCCUGCCGGGAAACCAUAUUUCCUGGGAGAUCCGUUCGCCGCCGCCGCAGCACUCCUCCCCCAAGGCAAAGGCGGAGAAGAAAGUGCGACAGUGGAAAACACUGCGUCUGAAAACGAAGGAAUUCAAGGAGGCAGCGCUCUUCUUCCUCUUGGUUCUGACUGUGAAGGGUUCGUGAAUUUCAAUGCGCUUCCUCUGGCGUUUGGUUGGGAGGGAUUGAAUCUGAAUGAGUUUGUAGAUUUCCAUGGGUGGGAUGAAGAAGCACUUCUGAUGAAUUGCAAUGGCCCAAAUUAGCCCUGCGGCACUUCUGUCGAUUUCCACUGGUUUCUGCCUCUCUGACCUGAUCCGGUCGGGUUCCAAUUUUUUUUUUUUUUAACUGUAAUGAGGUUGUCGUCGAUCAGUAUAUAUUACUCCGUAAUUACGAUUAAAUUUUCAUAACGAGUGAGGGUCUUUAGCGAUUGGCG